Cygnus atratus (black swan) is the source of this 2557-nucleotide messenger RNA. It is a transcript of the gene TBCC, whose product is annotated as tubulin folding cofactor C. The record is from RefSeq and is a predicted model, not a curated record. Gene Ontology annotation, cellular component: cytoplasm. The transcript has a single exon. Gene Ontology annotation, molecular function: tubulin binding. Gene Ontology annotation, biological process: tubulin complex assembly; post-chaperonin tubulin folding pathway. Bases 17 to 1024 code for a protein of 335 amino acids. Lineage: Eukaryota; Metazoa; Chordata; Aves; Anseriformes; Anatidae.
GAGGCGAGCGGACAAGAUGGCGGCGGCGGCAGGAGGGGCGGCGGCCGCGGCGGCGGAGGAGCCGCAGGCCCCGGGCCCGGCGCUGCCGGAGCGGCUGCAGCGGCGCGAGGCGGAGCGGCAGCAGGGCGUGGAGCGGCAGCGGCAGCAGCGGGAGGCGCGGGCGGUGCAGGAGGAGCGCAGCGAGUUCGUGCUGGCCGCGCUGGGCCGGGAGCGGCAGGCCGUGGAGGAGCUGCUGGCGGCGGGCCCGCCGGACGAGGCGGCGGCGCGGCUGCAGGCGCUGCAGAAGCUGCUGACGGACAGCGUGCGCUGCCUGGCGCCCUACGAGCUGCGCCAGGCGCAGGAGGCCGUGGCGCGGCUGCAGGCGGCGCUGGCGGCGCGGCGGCAGCAGCUGCAGCCCAAGAAGCGCUUCGCCUUCCGCGCCCUGCGGAAAGGAGCGGCCCCCGGCGCGCAGCCCGGCCCCGCCGAGCCCGCGGACGAGCUCCCGGCCCCCUGCCGCGGCGUGGCCGAGGGGGAGCCGGGCGGGCCCCCGCUGUGCGGCUUCAGCGGCGCCGAGGGCCGGGAGCUGGAGCUGGGGCCGGAGGAGCUGCUGCAGCGCGACGUGGUGCUGGCCGAGCUGCGCGGCUGCCGGGUGCGGCUGCGGGGCAACGCCAACACGCUGCGGGUGCGGGACUGCCGCGGCUGCACCGUGCUCUGCGGGCCCGUGUCCACCUCCGUGCUGGUGGACGGCUGCAGCGAGUGCCAGCUGGUGGUGGCCUGCCAGCAGCUCCGCACGCACCGCACCCGCGACAGCCGCUUCUACAUACAGGUGACCAGCCGGGCCGUGAUCGAGGACUGCACCAAGGUCUCCUUCGCGCCCUACGCCUGGAGCUACCCGGGGAUCGAGAGGGAUUUCGAGUCGUCCGGGCUGGACAGAAACAGAAACAACUGGAACCUGGUGGAUGACUUCGACUGGCUGGCAAGCGACAAGCCUUCGCCCAACUGGUGCCUCAUCCCUGAGGAGGAAAGGGUCAGCUGCUGGGACUGACCGCGGGGGCAGCUUGGUACCUACCGAUCGAGAAAUCCUGAUGUAAAUGCAUUGAUUUAUAAGCAGGAGGACUUCAGCCCUGAUAGGCCAUAAAGUGAUUGCAGGUGGUAUUUAAAUUGUGAGUUACAAUGUAUGACUGGCCUCAUUAACCAAAAAGCACUAGUCAGAUGUAGUUUACUGUUCUUAAGCAAUUUACUGCUAUAAUCUUUAUAUUUCACUGUGGAAUUAGCCAACUACUGUGGUACCUCAUUGCUGAGCUUUUUUAAUUAAGGUGGGGCAAGGGGCACCAGUACACAAAUAACAGCGAGCCUCUGUUAGAGCUGUUAUGCUGCUUUCGCUCACCCGGGCAGAAUCUGAAUUACGUGCAAGCAGUACAAGUUGGAGUCAGGCGAAAAGACCAAACGCCUAAUCUGUCUUAUUUUUGUGGUGCUGAAAUUACAGACCAGUCAUGGGUAUGGGGGAGAUGACUUCGGUGAGGCAACAGAGACAAAAGAUGAAAGGGGGAUGUUUUAUAGAGGGGAACAGUGUAUCAGACAGGUGAACAAGGCUCUGAUGUAAUUGGGAGCCAGGCUCUGCUGAUGGGUGAUAUCUGUCAGUUGUCCUUAUUUAGACUUAAGCAAGAUAAAGGGGAAAAAGUCUAAUGAAAAUUGAAUGCUCUCCCACUACGUUAAUGAUUGCUUGAAAUGAGCAAACCUGUAGAGGAUACAUAAAUAUUGAAUCUUCACAGACUGAAAAUCCUAUGUGAAAGGAUGCUCCUUCUGUAAACAGUUUUAACUUGAAACAAAACCAGAUGUGGGCAGACUUUCUAGGGCACACAGUAGGUGCUGGUGAACAUGACAGAAGCCUCAGGGUGGAGAUGUCCGUGUGCAUCCCCCUGGUUAGUCUGUCGUCUGUGUACCAGCCAGCAGGCUUGGCGGUGAUCGCAGAUAAAGGUGAUCACAGAUCAUCUCUCUGCCUCUGCAUAUCAAGUGCAACGUUGGCAGAGGGAAUUAAAAUGUGACAAGCAUGAUAUUUCAGUUCUAAAAUAGUAUGUUAUCUUACAUAAAGGCCCUUAGUGCACAGUGACUUCUCAAGUCUAUUUCUUCUGUCAAGUUCAAUACCAGUAAAAGUAUCAGUGUUAUAUUUUUUUUGUACAGUGACCUGUUAAUGGUGAAAUAACCAGUAUCCAAAAACAGUCCUUAGCUUGUUACACUUUACAGGGAAUUACCUUGCCUAAGUGGCAGCUCAGAAUUGUAUUUAAGAACUCUGCAAAAUAUUUGUUGCCCUGUCGUAUGUGCCUCUAAUGGAAAAUGAAUACUAAUUAAACCAUCAAAAACUGCAUCAUUGCUAUGAGAAACUUGAAACUUCACUUGAGUACUUGACUGCUUUAGAGCAACAAAAAAAACCUUAAUUUGUUUUCAGCAUAUUUAAUUUAAAGGAAAAGGAAACUUUUUUUUUAUAUAUUUUUCACAGCUUUUCAGUUUUGUUUACUUUUAUGUCUACUUUUUGUCUGAACUGGAUUUUGCAUUUCAAAUACAUUUUGUUUUGGAUGGA